Messenger RNA from Paramecium pentaurelia, 634 nucleotides. The record is from the annotation of a GenBank genome assembly. NCBI's taxonomy places the organism in Eukaryota, Ciliophora, Oligohymenophorea, Peniculida, Parameciidae.
AUGAUAAAGCUCUUUAAAACAAAACAGGCCAUCAAGUAAUUCUAAGAUUUCACAAUUUCACAACACACUUAAAGCAAAUGUACAUUUACAAUACUAAGUAAGUAAUUUCUAUUUGAAGAUUAGAAACCCAUAAUAUCAAUUUUCUAUUCAAUAAUUUUUUCCUACUUUUGACAUCAAAAUUUAUAAAAAAGAGUAUAUUUAAGAGGUUCUAAAUAUUUAAAUAUUUUCGCCUAUAAAUUAUUUAAAUAAAACUCACAUUAUAAUAGUUAUUGCGAAUCGAGAAAAAAACAAUUGUUGAAAAUUUAAUAAAUAAUGAAUAUAUAAAAAAUCAUUAUAUAAUUUGAUAUGCUUUCCUUAUUGUUCUUUUUAAGAAUGGUAUACUUAAAUGCUGAAAAUCGAUUUGAAAUUAUAUACAAGGCUUUCAGUGAAGAUAAUUUCAAUAAAAAGGUAUAUAAAAGUAAUUAUAAUUUAGGAUGGCAUAUUGAAGACAGCAAUAUCGCAAUAUUAUCCAGAAAAUGUGGUAAUGAGACUUUUUUUGGAGUUUAAUGAACAUUCCCUUGUAAUACAUUAAUUACUUACAAUUCAAGUCUUCCUCCUCACUAUUAAACAAAUUAAGUUUCAUUUUUAUUUUUGA